Messenger RNA from Magnolia sinica, 3399 nucleotides. Its product is annotated as probable LRR receptor-like serine/threonine-protein kinase At3g47570. Gene Ontology annotation, biological process: protein phosphorylation. Bases 11 to 2758 code for a protein of 915 amino acids. The record is from RefSeq and is a predicted model, not a curated record. Lineage: Eukaryota; Viridiplantae; Streptophyta; Magnoliopsida; Magnoliales; Magnoliaceae. The transcript has a single exon. Gene Ontology annotation, molecular function: protein kinase activity; protein binding; ATP binding.
AAGUAGAAGAAUGGAGCUUGGAUUUGUACCUCAGAGCAGAUUUUGGUCAUCACUCCUCCUUGCCUUCCUUCUCCCAUGCAUGAACUGCAUAGGAAUUGAUUCCCCCGCCUUGGGAAAUGAGACGGAUCGAUUCGCCUUGAUCGCAUUCAAGGAUCGGAUAUCCUACGAUCCUUUCCAGGUCUUCAACUCAUGGAACGAUUCCCUCCAUUUCUGCAAGUGGGAAGGAGUCACAUGCAGUCGCUGGCAUCCUCAAAGGGUCACUUCCUUGAAUCUUGGGUCCCACAGAUUGGUGGGGCUCAUAUCACCUCACCUAGCAAACCUCACCUUCCUGAGAAGUAUCAACCUCUCGAGCAACAGCUUCCAUGGUGAAAUCCCACGAGAAAUGGGCAGGCUCUUCCGGCUUCGAGAUCUUAAUCUGAGUUAUAAUAUGCUGCAAGGAGGAAUCCCCGACAAUCUGUCCAACUGCUCGGAACUCAGAUCUAUCAUUUUCGAUAAAAACGAGCUCGCGGGGAGAAUUCCAGUCGAGCUUAGCUCACUGCCAAAGCUCAUGACAUUGAAUCUUGGCCGCAACAAUCUCACCGGCAACAUCCCACCGCCACUCGGGAACCUCUCGUCUCUUGUUACUCUCUAUCUAUAUUAUAAUGGUGUGGAAGGAAGCAUCCCAAAUGAGCUAGGACGGCUAGUGAAGUUACAAAAUCUUGAUAUAUAUUCAAAUAACCUGUCUGGUCUCAUCCCACCAUCGCUUUACAACCUUUCAUCCAUCGUUGAGUUCUGUGUGACAUCUAACCGACUUCAUGGAAAGGUUCCAGCCAAUCUCGGUCUCACCCUUCCCAAUCUCAAACAUCUUCACCUUUCAGAAAAUGCAUUUACCGGGCCAAUACCAGUUUCAUUACCCAAUGCUUCAAAACUUGCUGUUAUUAGUUUUGCUAAUAAUAAUUUUAGCGGACCUGUUCCUGGAAAUUUGGGAAGAUUGCAGGAUCUCCAUAUCCUAUUUGGACUUGGUAAUCAUCUUGGAGGUGGAGAAGGAGAUCAUGACUUGAGUUUCCUCACUUCUUUGACCAAUUGCAGUCAUUUGGAAGUAGUACAUCUCCAUUCCAAUCGACUGAGAGGAGAACUUCCUGCCAGCAUUGUCAAUCUCUCUAUCCACCUAAAAAUACUAGAGUUAGGAGAAAACCCGAUAUCCGGAAGCAUCCCAACAGAUAUUAGUAAUCUCUUCAACUUAAAUAGGUUUGGUGUAUAUAGGUGCUUUGUGAUGGGUAUUAUUCCUAUCGGUUUUGGGAAGCUUCAAAAUUUGCAGGGAUUGUAUUUGUACAGCAACAGACUUUCAGGACAAAUCCCAUCCUCCAUUGGCAACAUCACUCAGUUAGUUGAACUCAAUUUAGAUGAAAAUCGUUUGCAAGGAAGUAUCCCUUCGAGUCUUGGAAACUGUCGUCAUCUUCAAACAUUAGGUCUUCAUAGAAACAAGCUGAAUGGAAGCAUACCCAAAGAAAUUUUAAGUAUUCCUUCCCUGGUCACACUUGAUAUAGGCCAGAAUUCUUUGGUUGGAUCUCUACCACCGGUCAUUGGUAAGUUGGAACUACUUCAAUAUUUGUUUUCUGCUCACAACAAAUUGAUGGGUGAAAUUCCUAGUGAGAUAAACAAUUGUCUGAGCCUUGAAAUCCUUAAUUUGAGCAAUAACUUAUUUCAAGGAGCCAUUCCUCCGGGUUUGAGAAACUUAACAGGUAUUAAACUGCUAGAUUUUUCUCAUAAUAACUUGUCUGGGCAUAUUCCAGUAGCUCUAGAGAAAUUUCCAAUUCUGGAGUACUUGGACUUGUCAUCCAAUAAUCUCAAUGGCCCAGUCCCAACUCAAGGGGUUUUCAAAAAUUCAAGCAAAUUUUCAGUGCUUAGAAACAAGGAGCUUUGUGGAGGUGUCCCACAAUUACGGCUGCCAGCAUGCCCAGAGAAAGCUCCUAAGAAACAUGGAAUGUCGAUCUCUCUAAGAGUAAUAAUCUCCAUGGUCAGUGUAGUUUUGGGUUUGAUUCUUUCAUCAUUUCUCUUUGCUACACUUUUUCGGGUGAGAAGAAAGGCAAACGAGAGGCCCUUGCCUGCCUUUUACUUAGAGGGCCAAUUUUUAAAUGUUUCUUAUGCGGAUCUCUUUAAAGCGACCGGUGGGUUCUCUUUGGAUAAUUUGAUUGGUGUGGGAAGUUAUGGUUCUGUAUACAAAGGACUUCUAGAUCAAGAUCAAACAUGUGUUGCAGUCAAAGUUUUCAAUCUACAACAAAGUGGUGCUUCUAGGAGUUUCAUGGUCGAAUGUGAAGCCUUGAGAAAUAUCCGGCAUCGGAAUCUAGUUAAAAUCAUAACUGCUUGCUCAAGCAUUGAUUUUGAAGGCAAUGAAUUCAAAGCUCUAGUAUUUGAGUACAUGCCUAAUGGGAGUCUAGAGAAGUGGUUGCAUCCAAGUGUACAUGGGAAGCAAGAGUUGUGGAGCUUGAACCUUAUUCAAAGGCUAGAUAUAGCCAUUGAUGUUGCUUCUGCAUUGGAGUAUCUUCAUCACCAUUGCCACAUGCGGGUCAUUCAUCGUGAUCUAAAACCAAGCAAUGUUCUACUGGAUGAUGACAUGCACGCCCAUGUGGGUGAUUUUGGAAUAGCAGGAUUCCUUUCUAGUGCUGCUGCUAAUACCUCUCAAGAUCAAACCAGGUCAUCUGGGAUAAAGGGAUCCGUUGGCUAUGUUCCUCCAGGUAAUAAUUUCUUGGUUUUUCUUUGUUCUUUUAUCUUUUUAUAAAUGCUUUGUAAAAGUUUUGAGAUAUCUAGCUAGAACUCACAGAUUCUCCAGCUCUUAAUGCUACUGCUAUUGUCACUUAUGUUCUUUAAAAAAAAUAAAAAGACUAAAAUACCUUUAUUUAUAUUCAAGAAAGGGCUAUACAGAACGUACUGAGUAACUCAGUAUGCUAAGGGUACUGAGUAAACUCUGUGGGGCCCACCGACAUUUAUGCAUUUUAUCACUCCGUACAUUCAUUUAACCAGAUAAUUUUUGGGCUUUAUCACAAAAAUGAAGCAUAUCCAAAGCCCAAGUGGACCACACCACCGUAAACAGUGUAAAUAGAAUGUCUAUUGUGGAAAUGUUCUUGGGAGCCACAGAAGUUUCAGAUCAAGCUGAUAUUUGUGUUUUUCCUUCAUCCAUGUCUGUGUAAUCGUGUGAUCAGGAAAAACAGUUGGACGGCAUGGAUAAACCACGUGCAUUCACAGUUGGCACAAUGGAGUUUACUUAGUACAAUAAGAGCGUAAAUGAAUAACUCAGUAUGCAAUUCAACUUCCGCAACCCAACCCCGACAAGGAAAAAUGGAAGAACAGGUGGAGAAGGGAGUCUCCCAUAGAACGAAAUACCGGUCGACGUUGAGAGGGGCUCCCCACCUAGCUAGACCA